Cylas formicarius (sweet potato weevil) is the source of this 1347-nucleotide messenger RNA. RefSeq names its product ribosome biogenesis protein WDR12 homolog. Gene Ontology annotation, molecular function: protein binding. Bases 79 to 1347 code for a protein of 422 amino acids. The record is from RefSeq and is a predicted model, not a curated record. NCBI's taxonomy places the organism in Eukaryota, Metazoa, Arthropoda, Insecta, Coleoptera, Brentidae. Gene Ontology annotation, biological process: ribosome biogenesis. The transcript has 4 exons. Gene Ontology annotation, cellular component: preribosome, large subunit precursor.
AUUUAUUCUAUGAUGGUGGACGAAUGAGUUAAAUUUGUAAUUUUUUUAUAACGAGUAAUUAAACUAUCGUCCACAAACAUGCAGGAGUCGCAUUCGAACGAAAGCCAAAUUCAAAUCCGGCUUGUCACAAAACAAAGCGAAUAUGCAGUUCCGGAUAUUCCUCUUUCUGUACCUGCUAAUAUCGAAACCGCCGGCCUAAACGAGCUGUUAAAUCAUCUACUGAAAGAGAACAAACCAGAUUUUUUGAAGCAGAAGCAAUUUGAUUUUCUUGCCUCAGGAGAGUUGGUCAGAGUUUCCUUGAUUGAGCAUUUGCAAGAAAGGAGUGUUUCAGUCGAAACAACAGUUGAAGUCGAAUACAUUCAAGUAACCCCAGCUCCUCAACCUGAGGAUUCCAUUCUGCAUGAAGAUUGGGUUGCAGCCAUUGAAACUGCUAACCGAUGGAUGUUAAUAGGAUGUUAUGAUCAUUCUGUGUCCAUAAGAACGCCUCAUGGUAAGCCAGUGACUUCUUCAAAGGAGCAUAAGAAUAUUGUUAAAGAUGUGGCUUGGGUUGAUCAACAACAACCAUCAAAGGGUUUGGUUAGCGUUUCUCAUGAUUUAACCGGUAUUCUUUGGGCGUGGGAAGAAGGAACAGAUAAAAUAGAACCUAGGGUUAAACUAAGAGGCCACGAGAGAGGCAUCGAUACCGUCGCUGUUAGUCCUAAUUCCAACAGACUUGCUACGGGAGGUUGGGAUACCAAUUUAAAAAUAUGGUCAGCAUCUUUAGAUGGUGAUGAUAAUGGUGAACCUGCAAGUAAGAAAAAAAAAGGUCCUUCAGAUAUUUCCACCAGAACACCUAUACACACUUUAAAUGGGCAUAAGGAAUGCAUAUCUUCAAUAAAUUGGACAAAUAAUCAUGUAUUGUACAGUGCUUCUAUGGAUCAUACUAUUAAGUUUUGGGACGCUGAACUUUGUGGCAUCAAAAAUGAAAUUGUGGACCAAAAAGCCUUUCUUAGUUCAUCAUGGUCAGCUCUCUCCAACACAUUAUUGGCAAGUUCUGCAGACAGACAUAUACGUCUGUAUGACCCUAGGUCGACCGAAGGCUCUGUAUGUAAGGUUAUGUUCACAUCCCACACUUUAUGGGUCAGUUCAGUGGCAUGGUCUAAGUAUAGUGAACAUUUAUUUUUAUCGGGAAGUUAUGAUUCAACUGUAAAGAUGUGGGACACGAGAAGCCCCAAGGCUCCGCUGUACAACCUCCAAGGACAUGAAGGACAAGUUCUGGUGGUGGACUGGAGUAAUAGUAAAUAUUUGGUGUCUGGUGGCACUGAUAAUUAUAUUCAUAUAUUUAAAAAUAAACAAAUUUUUAAGUAA